Molecule: messenger RNA, 1632 nt
Organism: Ruditapes philippinarum (Manila clam)
Lineage: Eukaryota; Metazoa; Mollusca; Bivalvia; Venerida; Veneridae
Exons: 3
Coding region: 83-1609 (508 amino acids)
Source: RefSeq, a predicted model, not a curated record
CCGCAAUUGAAAUGUUGCUCACUUGCAGUGCACACGAAUAUAUCUGCUGUUGAAAGUUAAUAAGAGACAAAUUUCCAGAAAAAUGGAAGAAAUCUCGGCAAAUGAUAACCGACGUGCAGCGAAAAGCACAUUUAAAGAUAUCCUCAUUAGUCCAAACAAUGAUGACGUCAUCAUUCCAAUCAGUACGACGUUCGACAAAGCCGUAUUACACAUUGGUAUAGGGAACGGAUGUGGUAUAUUUAUAGAGAAGUUUGGUAUGAAGAUUGGUAAGGAGCUGAAAACUUCAGUGAAAUAUGCCACCCGAAAGUUCACAGACGCUCGUAACCAAAGGAAAAACAAAGGUAAAUACAUAAAAGCAAGAAAAAGAGAAGAUAUUGAGAAGAUUGUAGAUGAAAGUGGUGAAAUGUUUACGAGAGACAUUCCAAGUAUAGAAGAGACUGAUAGACAGCUAGCUAAGCUAGCCGACUAUGUUUUGGUUAGGGCACCAACGGAACACAAAAAUGCUAUAGAUAUAAUAUCAGACACUAAGCCCCUGAAAGAAAUCAAAUCUUUAGAUAUCGACAGCGACGUUGCUGACACUGAUGAAAGAAUUCAAUCUACGAUAGGGAAAGUUUUCACAUCGGACAUCAAAUAUGACAAGCGGCGAAUACCAAUGCAUGAAAAGGUAAUUGCUGAAAUUACUGCACCACAUUUUGAUUAUCAAACCAUGGUUGAGCCAAACAUGAAAAUUCAUUUGUACAAGCUGAAUGAAACACGGUUUAAAGCAGAGAGGACAAAUUCAUUUGAAGCUAUUGAUAAAGCUUAUCAGGAGGAAAUGUUACAAAUUGCAAUUGAUAAAGAGGCAGGUGCCCAUGAACCAACUAACAUUUGGCCAUUGGCUGAAAGUGGAUCAGGUUUUUCACUUUCAGAAGAUAUGCAUGUAUAUUUGGAUGAAGUAUUUGUUUUCUCAAAACGAAGCUCUCAAAUGUUUGAUGACUAUGUGUCAGAAACAAAAGAGAAGAACAGAAAAGAAAAACAGCAAGAGGAUGUAUCCGAAAGCGGUACGACGAGAGGAGUUGUUGACAUAGAUAAAGAUUAUCCUGUAGCAGACGGCAAUUUGUUUGGACGCGCUUUGGACAAAGGUCAAAGAAGAAAAAUUUCAUCUGAUACAAUUUUAGAUAGAGCAGCCGAUAAGGACAGUGAUACUUUGAAUGGUAUGGAUCCGGAUACCUUUGGUGAAUUUCUAGAUAUAGAGUCAGAUAAUUCAAUGAGUAAAGAUAUGAGUGCAGUUGGUAAAACGUCAGACAACGACACAAUAGAUGAAAUCGUAGAUAUAAAAUCAGAUGAUGAAAUCGUAGACAUAAUAGAAUCAAAUGAUGAUAUCAUAGACAUCGUAGCAAUAGCUCUACAAGAUCAAGAUGAAGCAGACAUAACAGCAGCUAGAAAUGACAUUGAUGAUACAUACAAUGAUGUGGUUGACGAUGAUGAUAACCUGUUUGGAAUCAUGGACCUCUACAUUAACAGUGAGCUACACUUCGACUUACACAACAUGCCAGCAUCACCCGAGGAAUUUGGCCAGAAGAAGGACUUUGGAUAUAAAUUCUUUUCAUUUUCAACAUUCUUUAAAUAAUUAAAUAAAAAUUAGAAAAACGG